AACACACUAUUCAAUAAUCAGUGUACGUUUUGUACAUUAAAUAUUUUUUAAUGCAUAAUGCACAAAUGAUUUGUAUGCAUGUUUCUGUAUUGAGAGAAUUCAUAUAGGUACCCUAAUUUGUUAUAUCAAUGUUGUUAAUUUGUAGUAACUAUUUUUAAUGUAAAAACAUAUGCAUACAUUAUGGCAAAAUUAGGAUCAUAUUAUGGUUUGUGUCCCCUAAUUGAAAGCAAAACUCUGUUAGGCAUUUCUGAAGAUUCAGAAAAAGAAAAUGUAAUUGUUACAUUGGGAAAAAAUAUUGCUGGAAAAUACAGGCUUUCGGAUCAAAAACAAGUAUGUUGCUGGAAGACAAAAGAAAAAUUUAGCUCCCCAGUAUUAUAUGACAAGAAAAGUUCUAAGUAUGUAGCAGCUUUCAAUCAGUCGUACAUUAAAUUGUGGAGUUAUGAAGACGAAAAUUUAGAUAAAUUGAAGAAAUACAAGUUUAAUCAACAAAUAUAUACAAUAUUUUCCAAUAAUGAGGAUACAUUUGUUUUAUUUGAAAAUGGAAAUCUUUAUACUCUUGCAGAAGCUCUAGAAUCAAGGAAAACGUUAAAUUUUGAGGGAGUAAUUUCAAACAUUGAAAAAAUUGAUGAUGUCCUAUAUGCAAAAGUAAAUGAUCAGUUUUAUGUUGGAUUAAUUGUUAGAUCUGAGGAUGAGCUUUAUUUAUAUUGGACAAAGUAUAAUUCAGCAAAAUGUGUAUUUAUAAAGAAAAAGCUAUACAGAGACACUUUAUACAGUUUGAAGGGCUGUGUUAUUCAUGUUAUGGAAAACACUGCACAUUUAUUAACUUUAUGGUCAGAUGGGAGAAUUUUUUCAUACAUUCUCGAAGAAUCUGACAUGCCAUUUCCAGGAGAGUUAUUCACAGUAAUACAACACAUUUCGACAAAAUACACUGUUUGCAUAUCAGCUUUAGAUGAAAAUUAUAUGGCUAUGUUUGGAGCAAAUUCUAAUGAAGAAGGGGCCAUACUAAUUAUAUAUAAUACUCAAUUUAAAGUGACGCAAUCAAAACAGUCUUUUAAAUUGUUUACAAAUGGUGCGAAGUUGUGGAACUACGAAAAUAAUUUGUUAUUACCAGUUGGACAAAACUUAGCAGUUAUUCCCUAUUAUCUAGAAACAGAACAACUAGCGGCCUUAAUAGGUAGUCACAAAUCGAUACAAAGUGAAACCAAUGCUGAUGUUACUCUUGUACAGGAAACAGAAAUUGUUUCUUGGGAUCAUAAGUUUAAGUUAGGGGAUAAACAGAUCCCCGAAACACUUAAAUUAAAAAUGAAUGACCUACUUAAGCAAGGUCUUCCAGAAAGUAUAAUUCUAGAAGAAUUAUUAAUCGUAAUAUUCAGAAACCAAGAUAUUAACUUCUUAUCGUUAUGCAUCGAUUAUUUUUCUGAUAUACCUGAAAAAUAUAUAGCAAAGUUAUUAAAAUAUUUAACUGUUUUAGAUUGUACAGCAUUUCCUAAUCAGUUGGAACAUCCGUCAAAAUCAUUUCCAUCUGAUUUACAACCCAUUAGUAGAACUGAACUAAUUGACAAAAUUUUAUGUAAACCGUUUAGUGAAAUUUUACUUCUGCCAUAUCUACGUUCUGAACUUACCCUGAGUAAUGUCGUCACUUUAUUAAAUUACAUAUGUUUUUUAUGGUCUGAGGAUGGUCAUUUACUUCCUGUCAAGAAUGUAGUGAAAAACUAUGAAAAAUUAAUAGAAUGGAGUUUCGUCAUAAUAGAUGCAAAUUAUCAGAAAUUAUUACUUUCCAAAGAUAAUUCUGUAAUGGAAGCAUUAAACAACUUAAACAAUUUAAUUUUGCAGCAUUUAAGUUCAUUUGAAGAUUUAAAAUUUCUCUCGACCGUUUUAAAUUACUUUAAAAUGAGAAAACCAUGUAGUAAUGGUAUAGGAACCAACAAUAUGAAAUAUUCUGUCGAACAAGUAUGUUUGUACUGAUAAGUAAUAAAGUUAUUAAUU
This is a messenger RNA of Anoplophora glabripennis (Asian longhorned beetle), 1986 nucleotides long. RefSeq names its product nucleolar protein 11. Gene Ontology annotation, biological process: maturation of SSU-rRNA. The transcript is spliced from 4 exons. The record is from RefSeq and is a predicted model, not a curated record. Lineage: Eukaryota; Metazoa; Arthropoda; Insecta; Coleoptera; Cerambycidae. Gene Ontology annotation, molecular function: RNA binding. The coding region runs from base 181 to 1965 and encodes 594 amino acids. Gene Ontology annotation, cellular component: nucleolus; nucleus.